UUCAACACUCGUGACUCAUCGCACCGAUACAUACCUUAUCGCGCAGUACUGGCCAUAGCGUUGACAACGGGUCAGUGGAGUACAGUGUGUGCGACAAUAGAGCGCAAUGCGUGCACAAUGGAUGCGUCGGGAAGAGACUCAGGAACCGGUCGUUCGCGCGGAAGGGGUGGAUAUCGUGGGGAACUCCACACUCGUCCCGCAGGGAUGGAUCGCUAUCACGGCAUUAUCGGCGAAGAGGUGCAGCUGUUGUCCAAUUACUUCCGACUCCAAACGCCGACCAAUGUUGUGAUCAACAACUUUCACGUGACGUUUGAGCCGUCGAUAGAGGCCACAGAUUUGCGGCGAAAGAUGAUAUACGGGAUCAAAGACCUGUUUGACGCGUCGUUCAUCUUCGACGGCAUGUCGAACAUCAAGUCGUUGACUGAGAACCGAGAGGAACGGAACCACGUGGUGAAGAAUCCGGCCGACGCCGACCAAAACGUGAACAUCCAGAUCCGUUGGACCGAAGAGGUGCCGUGGGGGGCGCAGGAGAUGAUGCGGAUGUACAACACAAAGGUGCGCACAUUCUUGCGCUACAUCGGGUACGUCCUGAUGGGCCGCAACCACUACGACGUGAAGAGCGGUCAGGAUUUGCCCGAAUUCAAGAUCCGACUGUUGCCGGGCGUUGUGACGGCCGUUGGCGAACACGACGCCGGCAUAAUGAUGGUCGUGGACUCGUCCACGAAGUUUGUUCGGGCGAACAAUGUGUUGCAAUUGUUAGGCGAAGCGCGCAAUAAGAACCCCUCGGGAUGGCUCGACGACGCCAAGAAGACCAUCUGCGGUCAGAUUGUGAUGACUCAAUACAACAAUCAGACCUAUCGAGUGGACGAUUUGGUGACCGACAAGAACCCCGAAACGGCCACAUUUGACAGGAAUGGCGUGUCUAUGAAUUUGCUGACCUAUUAUAAGCAACACCACAACAUCACUAUCAAAGUGAAGAAUCAGCCAUUGAUCGAGUGUCUGCCGAACCAACGCGACCGCCGAGCCGGCCGUACCUCUAAGUAUCUGUUGGUACCCGAGUUGUGCCAAAUGACUGGUCUCACCGAUCAAAUGAGAGCCGACUUUAAUUUGAUGAAAAAGAUUGGCGACGUUUCGCGACUCAAACCCUUAGAUCGCGCCAACAAUUUGAGAAACUUCAUCACAAGACUGACCACAAAUGAGAAGGUGAUCGAAGACAUGGCUCAAUGGGAUCUGCGCUUUGACAAGAACUUGGUUCAAGUGGCGGGCCGUGUGUUGCCGUGUGAGCGCAUAUACAUGAACGGCGAUACCGACAACUCGGCCGCACUCUUCAACCAACGGUCGGGCGAUUUUGGCAAAGAGAUCCGCUCUAAACGCCUGUACAAGUCGUGCACAAUCACCAAAUGGAUGAUAAUUCUGACUCAACGCGACCAGAACUGCCUCCAGGAGUUCAUGAACACAAUCACUCGAGUCGCGGGUCCGCUCGGCAUUCAACUGCUGAACCCGCGGACGGAAGUGUUGCAGAACGACCGGAUCGGCUCAUUCGUGGACGCGUGCAACAAACUGGCGCCGCCGUGUGAAAUGGCGGUCAUUAUUGUGCCUAAUAAUAACAAAGAGCGUUACGAUGCCAUCAAGAAAGUGAAUUACUGCGAGAAACCGAUGCCAUCGCAAGUGAUUGUGGCCAAGAAUUUGCUCAAUAAGCAGCGGUUGAUGUCUGUGUGCACCAAAAUAGUGAUCCAAAUGGCCACCAAACUCGGCGCCGAGCCCUGGACUCUGAAGAUACCGCCCAAGGAUCUGAUGGUCGUUGGAUACGACACUUAUCACGACUCGGCCAACAGAAAGCGCUCCGCCGGCGGCUUCGUUGUGAGUCUAAACCAACGGCUCAGCUCUUGGCACUCGCGGGUGACCUUCCAUGAGGACGACAACGAGAUGUCCAACAAUUUCGCUCAUAAUAUAAAGGAGGGAAUUAAGCGCUAUUUCGAUGUGAAUAAAUCGCUUCCCAACCGUAUUAUCAUCUAUCGGGACGGUGUCAGCGAAGGGCAGAUCAAUCACGUGUAUAACGUGGAGUUGAAGCAAGUGGUGGCUGCGCUAAAGCAGAUCAAACCCGUUGAUCCGCCGAAACUGUCGUUUGUGAUCGUAACCAAACGUAUUAACGCCCGAUUCUUCACCGCCGAGAGACCCGAUAAUCCCAUUCCCGGAACUAUUGUGGACAAGACUGUGACCCGUACUUCGAGAUACGACUUUUAUUUAAUCUCGCAGUCCGUCAGACAGGGAACCGUUGCGCCCACGAUGUACAACAUUAUUCACGACGAGUCCGGCUUCAAACCCGAACAUCACCAACAGUUGGCCUAUAAGUUGACUCAUCUGUACUACAAUUGGCAGGGAACAGUGCGAGUGCCGGCCCCGUGUCAAUACGCUCACAAAUUGGCUUUUCUUACUGGAAAUAGUCUUCAUCGAGAGCCGAGUGAUAUCCUCUGCGAUCUGUUGCCGAUCGGGUGGUCGCACGUCAUAGACCAGUGGCCAGUGUUUCGGGAGACCACUGUUAUGGUGGGCGCCCAUAGAUGUCGUGGGUAUGCUAUGGCCUGUGUUGGGGGCACUGGUAGGGAGUGGUUGUGCAGCACUGGUCCCAAACAAAGACCAGUUAUACAGUGCUCUCACUUUUUGGGCACUCAAUACAGGUCUAAAUAUUGGUUACUUGUGUUGAGUACUGAUCCCAAUCUGUUUGCGUCCAUCAGAUCACGAGCGGGUCGUUCCCGAGGCCGAGCCCGUGGCAGGCCCACAACCGUCGCAGAGCCGCCCCCUCUGUCCGAGGGAGGGAAUGGCGGCAACGGUGGCAACGGAGGAGGCAAUGGUGAUCAGGGCGGUUCGGUUAGGGGUCGGGCGGGCUAUAGAGGAGCGGCUCUCUUGCGUACAAUUCCAGCGCACGUGAAGGUGAAGAGCGGCGAAGGCGGCGCUCCCGUCAAAGUUGUGGCCAACUAUUUCCGACUCAAUACACCCAAAGAUGUGCUCAUAUAUGACUAUCACGUG
This is a messenger RNA of Medioppia subpectinata, 3024 nucleotides long. Lineage: Eukaryota; Metazoa; Arthropoda; Arachnida; Sarcoptiformes; Oppiidae. The record is from the annotation of a GenBank genome assembly.